CUUUCAAAGAUGGACUGGGGAAAGACAUUAAGUUCGGAGCAGCCCAAGGCUGCGGAUCUAGCCUUUCUCCCUCCGGUCUCCAGACACACGCAGGUUCAGGCAGCCAAGCAGAGACAGCGGAGGCCCGGCGCGUGGUUCAGGCCUGGUCAACAGGUAGGAGGGCCGGACUGGGGGCCAGGCACAGAGGAGGGCAGGCCCGCCCGCGCCGGCGUCCAGGGUCCUGGGUUCCGGGUCCCGGGACUGCAGGAGGUCGCCGGCAGCCCGCGCUUUCAGAGGAUUGAGAUUGGGUGGACGAGACCUGAAGAUCUCUCAGUCUGGACCCCGACUUUCAGUCUGCUUAGAGACCUAAGCCGCGAGCCUUUGCCCACACGGAGAAACGUACUAUCUAAUAUCUAACAACCCUGUACUGCCGUGUCUGGAGGUUGCGGGAAGGAGACUGUGUCUCCCUUUGGGAAAACUACUGAGGACUUCUUUAUAUCCUACUUCUCCUGGACUCCAUAAGUUACAGGACCGAAGGAAACUGAGAAAUAGAGAAAAGGUGCCUCUUGCCCCUUUAACUCCACAAAAGGGUGGCUGCAGAUGGAGCAGCUUGGACUUUAUUUUUACAUUGCGCGAAGCCGGCGGGCAGCGGCUUAUGC
Nomascus leucogenys (northern white-cheeked gibbon) is the source of this 638-nucleotide messenger RNA. RefSeq lists its product as uncharacterized. The record is from RefSeq and is a predicted model, not a curated record. The coding region runs from base 10 to 396 and encodes 128 amino acids. NCBI's taxonomy places the organism in Eukaryota, Metazoa, Chordata, Mammalia, Primates, Hylobatidae. The transcript has a single exon.